AUGACUACUGCCAAAUCUAUAAGCAGAGAAUGGCUAUUUGAAGCUAAAAGAAGAAUAGAAGAAGGUGAAUCUUACAAAAGUGUGGGAAAGGAAGUUGAAUUGGAAAAUGGUAAAAUUCAAUUGAAUGUUGCCGAAAAUACAAUAAGAAGAGCAUUUCAACUUCAAGAAAUCGAAUUACCAAAAGUUAGUCGCGGCAGAAAACCAAAUCCACCAACAUUUGAGCAAAAACAAUUAAUUAAUUCUUGUGUUUCACAAUAUAAAGGAAGAAUUUCAAAAACUUAUUUAUUGAUUAAAAGGUUUCAAAAUAUUGCUCAAAAUCCCGAUUGUGAGAAAGAAAAAGAAGAAAUUGCAAAAGAAUUUGAAAAUAUAGAAGAUUUGACAAAAGAUCAAAUUUUUGACAAUUUACAAAAAAUAAAGCAUCAUCAAGUGGAAAAAUUUAUGAUGGAAUCAGGUUUAUCUUCAAAAAUAUAUUACAAACCAGUAGAUCCACCUACCAAAUAUCGUGCCAUAUCAAAGAAUUUGAUAUGGCACUGCGAUAUUCAUUACCUUCACGGUAAUGUUUCUUUUCCAUUUUUUGCCAUAUUGGAUGAUAUGACACGUAAAGUUCUCAAAACUAAAUUAUUGAAAAACAAGUCUUCCAACUCAACAGCGAAGGUUUUAAGAAAACUUUUAGAGGAGUUUAUUCCUUACUGCAUCUGGACCGAUAACGGCGGUGAAAACCGCGGUGAAUUCGGCCUGGUUAUGCAGGAAAACGGAAUAGUUUGGAAGCACACCUUGCCGUAUAUGCCAAGACAGAACGGCAAGGUGGAGCGCCUGUGGCCAAGCUUAGAAAAGUUUUUGCCAGACGAGUUGGAUGAUAUUCAACAAAUCAAGGACUCAGUUCAGCAGUUCAUUGAAAAAUACAACAAUACACCACAUUUAUCUCUCGAUAUUAAUCCAAAAACGAAUAGUAAUUACACUCCUAACGAAUUAUUCGAAGUUUCAAAAUUUUGGUACGAGCCAGAAAUGCAAAAAUGGGAGUUAUAUAUCAAAGACGAAUGGGUCUUAGCAAAAUUUGAAUAA
This is a messenger RNA of Trichomonas vaginalis G3, 1062 nucleotides long. RefSeq names its product integrase catalytic region-containing protein. Gene Ontology annotation, molecular function: nucleic acid binding. NCBI's taxonomy places the organism in Eukaryota, Parabasalia, Trichomonadida, Trichomonadidae. The record is from RefSeq and is a predicted model, not a curated record. The transcript has a single exon. Gene Ontology annotation, biological process: DNA integration. The coding region runs from base 1 to 1062 and encodes 353 amino acids.